GUCGAGGGAGGUACCAAGAGUGACUAUGAAUACAAAGCAACACGCUUUGUAUAUACUCAUAAACAGUUCGCUGAUUUCCACAAAGUAAUUAUAACGGUUACAGAUAGAUGCGAUAAAAUGAAUAAACUUGUAUACGUGCAGUAUUAUUUUGAAAAUGGUGAACACGUUAUCCCAGAGGCUGGGGAUAACAGGAAUUUCUCAAAGACAUCGUUCUCUACGCGAAAGAGCAUAAAGGCCUCUAAAAAUAUCAGAAAUAAUGGUAAAAAAAACUUUCAUAAAGUGUUAAAAGCACGAGGGUUUGAACAAGCACGAACCAUUACUGAUUUGCCAAACUCGUACAAACAUAUUUAUGACGUCAUCAGAAAAAGCAGUAAAGCGACGUCUGUGCAAAGGUCAAGCUGGAUCAUCUUCUGCAUUCCUUAGGGAUGUGCGAACAGCGCCAGAAAAAUCUAUUUUUUUGGCAUCAAUCAACCAAUUAAAUGAUUUAGGAAGAUUUUGCUGCGAAAAAGAUUGUUGGUGUAUUUUGGGUGCUGAUCCUACAUUCAACAUUUGCGACUUCAAUGUCACCGUUACGACGUAUAAACACCCUCUGUUAGUCAAAAAUGGUACUGAAGAGCAUCCUGUUAUGUUGGGUCCUACGUUAAUUCAUUCGCAUAAAACAUUUGACUCGUAUUAUACACUACCAUCAAAUUUAGUUCGACUUAAGCCAAGUUUAGCACAUUUAAAAGCGUUUGGAACCGAUGGAGAGAAAAAUGUGUACGAAUCACUUAAGUCCACCUUCAAAGAAGCAAAACAUCUUCUUUGUGCAAUACAUAUGAAGGAUAAUAUUUUGAAAAAAUGUGCAGAUCUCGGAAUUGCAAGCGAUCUCUACAUAAUUGAAAUAUUUGGCAAAAAGGUCGGAAACACAAAAGUGAAAGGAUUAAUGGACUGUGAUGAAAAAGAAUUUGACGAAACUUACGAACAGUUGAAAAGUUUAUGGUUAAGAAGAAAAUGUGGUGGUGAGUUUGUGAAAUACAUGGACGCCUACAAAAAAGAAGACAUAAAAUAAUGUAUGCUAGCAUCAGUCAGAAUUGGGUGUGGAUUAGGUAAUCCUCCAACCGACUACACGCAGAACGGUAAUGAAUCUAUCAACUCGAUGUUGAAAAGAAGUAAAGGUGUUGGCAAGCUUUCCCUAAAAGAAACA
Molecule: messenger RNA, 1183 nt
Organism: Hydractinia symbiolongicarpus
Lineage: Eukaryota; Metazoa; Cnidaria; Hydrozoa; Anthoathecata; Hydractiniidae
Exons: 1
Coding region: 350-1048 (232 amino acids)
Source: RefSeq, a predicted model, not a curated record